UCUGUGCCCGGAAGUGCCCUUGUGGGCCGAGAUGAGCUGGACGUUAAGUCCCUGACACGGUGUCCCCGGCCUUGAGGGCAGCGGCCUUCCUGCUUGGGGAACUCCCUCAGCCGCCGCGUUCCCGAGCCGCCGUUGCCGCCCGGGACGAUGAUGCCGCGCCUGCUGCUGCGCGCCUGGCCCCGGGGCCCCGCGCAUGUUUUGGGAGCCUCUAGUCGGCCCAUGAGUGCCAGCUCCGGGCUCGACGAGUACCUACAGCACAGCAUCGUGCCCACCAUGCACUACCAGGAUAGCCUGCCAAGGCUGCCCAUCCCCAAACUUGAAGACACCAUGAGGCGAUACCUCAGUGCACAGAAACCUCUCCUGGAUGAUAGCCAAUUCAGGAAAACAGAGGCAUUUUGUAAGAGUUUUGAAAGUGGCAUCGGGAAGGAACUGCAUGAGCACCUGCUUGCUCAGGAUAAGCAGAAUAAGCACACCAGCUACAUCUCAGGUCCCUGGUUUGAUAUGUAUUUAACUGCUCGAGACUCCAUUGUUUUAAACUUUAAUCCAUUCAUGGCAUUCAAUCCAGAUCCGAAGUCUGAGUAUAAUGACCAGCUCACCCGGGCCACCAACAUGACUGUUUCUGCUGUCCGGUUUCUGAAGACACUUCGGGCUGGCCUUCUUGAGCCAGAAGUGUUCCACUUGAACCCUUCCAAAAGUGACACCGACGCCUUCAAGAGACUCAUACGCUUUGUUCCUUCCUCCCUGUCCUGGUAUGGAGCCUACCUGGUCAAUGCGUACCCCCUGGAUAUGUCCCAGUAUUUUCGACUUUUCAACUCAACUCGUUUACCCAAACCCAGUCGUGAUGAACUCUUUACUGAUGCCAAGGCCAGACACCUCCUGGUGCUAAGGAAAGGAAAUUUCUAUGUCUUUGAUGUCCUUGAUCGAGAUGGGAACAUUGUGAGCCCUUCAGAAAUUCAGGCACAUCUAAAGUACAUUCUCUCAGACAGCAGCCCUGUGCCCGAGUUCCCCCUGGCAUAUCUGACCAGUGAGAACCGAGAUGUCUGGGCAGAGCUCAGACAGAAGCUGGUGCAUGGUGGCAACGAGGAAACCCUGAGGAAAGUGGACUCUGCUGUCUUCUGCCUCUGCCUAGAUGACUUCCCGAUGAAGGACAUUGUCCACUUGUCCCACUCCAUGCUGCAUGGUGACGGCACAAACCGCUGGUUCGAUAAGUCCUUCAACCUCAUCGUAGCCAAGGAUGGCACUGCAGCAAUCCACUUUGAGCAUGCAUGGGGUGAUGGUGUCGCAGUGCUUAGGUUUUUCAACGAAGUGUUCAAAGACAGCACCCAGACCCCUGCCAUCUCUCCCCAGAGCCAGCCAGCCGCCAUUGACUCCUCUGUGUCUGUGCAGAAACUUAGCUUUAAGCUGAGCGAUACUUUAAAGGCUGGGAUCACCACUGCUAAGGAAAAGUUUGAUGCCACCAUGAAAACCCUCACCAUUGACUCCAUUCAGUUCCAUAGAGGUGGCAAGGAAUUCUUGAAGAAACAGAAGCUGAGUCCUGAUGCAGUGGCCCAGCUGGCCUUCCAGAUGGCAUUCCUGCGACAGUACGGCCAGACAGUGGCUACCUAUGAAUCCUGCAGCACCGCAGCCUUCAAGCAUGGCCGUACUGAGACCAUCCGCCCAGCCUCCAUCUUUACUAAGAGAUGUUCUGAGGCAUUUGUCAAGGAGCCCUCCAAGCACAGCGUGGGCGAGCUUCAGCACAUGAUGGCUGAGUGCUCCAAAUACCAUGGCCAGCUGACCAAAGAAGCAGCCAUGGGCCAAGGCUUUGACCGACACAUGUUUGCUCUACGGUAUCUGGCACUAGCCAGAGGGGUCACCCUACCUGAGCUCUACCUGGAUCCUGCAUACAAGCAGAUAAACCACAACAUCCUGUCCACGAGCACUCUAAGCAGCCCAGCAGUGAGCCUUGGUGGCUUUGCCCCUGUGGUCCCUGAUGGCUUUGGCAUUGCAUACAUUGUUCAUGACAACUGGAUAGGCUGCAACGUCUCCUCCUAUGCAGGACGCAAUGCCCGGGAGUUCCUCCACUGUGUCCAGAAGUGCCUAGAAGACAUGUUCGACACCUUAGAAGGCAAAGCCAUCAAAACUUAGCUUCUUGGUGGGUAAAAGCCUCCAUUCUUCCUCAUCAUGAACAUGGGUGUCCAUGUAGCCGGUAGGUACUAUUUUGUGCUUAACAAAACUAGUCCUGAGGUGUUUGAACAGCCGGUGCUACAGGUGUGAGCUGGAAGAUUCCAGCUGAAGACAAUGAGAGAUUCUGCUUAAAGCCCUUUUUGGAAAACUAACUCGUGUAUUUAUCGUUUAAACAGAAAUAAAGCUCUGUUGUUGCUUGGA
Onychomys torridus (southern grasshopper mouse) is the source of this 2364-nucleotide messenger RNA. It is a transcript of the gene Cpt2, whose product is annotated as carnitine palmitoyltransferase 2. Gene Ontology annotation, molecular function: carnitine O-palmitoyltransferase activity. Gene Ontology annotation, biological process: fatty acid beta-oxidation. The record is from RefSeq and is a predicted model, not a curated record. The transcript is spliced from 5 exons. Gene Ontology annotation, cellular component: mitochondrion. The coding region runs from base 148 to 2124 and encodes 658 amino acids. NCBI's taxonomy places the organism in Eukaryota, Metazoa, Chordata, Mammalia, Rodentia, Cricetidae.